Cavia porcellus (domestic guinea pig) is the source of this 1443-nucleotide messenger RNA. It is a transcript of the gene Znf581, whose product is annotated as zinc finger protein 581. Bases 1 to 576 code for a protein of 191 amino acids. Gene Ontology annotation, cellular component: nucleus. Gene Ontology annotation, biological process: regulation of gene expression. The record is from RefSeq and is a predicted model, not a curated record. NCBI's taxonomy places the organism in Eukaryota, Metazoa, Chordata, Mammalia, Rodentia, Caviidae. The transcript has a single exon.
AUGCCGGUGCUGCCGUUCCCCUGUCCCCAGCCCCAGGACAUGGAGGCCGCGCUCCCUCGGACGGGCAGGUGCCCAGAACCUGGACCUUCCUCCUCCACCGCACCUCCACAGACCUCGACUCCUUCGAGGCCCAGUCACUACCUUCUCAUUGACACCCAGGGUGUCCCCUACACUGUGCUGGUGGAUGAGGAGUCACAGAGGGAGCCUGGGGUCGAUGGGGCUUCGGCCCAGAAAAAGUGCUACAGCUGCCCGGUGUGCUCAAGGGUGUUUGAGUACAUGUCCUACCUUCAGCGACACAGCAUCACCCACUCAGAAGUGAAGCCCUUUGAGUGUGACACGUGUGGGAAGGCGUUCAAGCGGGCCAGCCACCUGGCACGGCACCAUUCCAUCCACAGGGCGGGCGGUGGGCGGCCGCAUGGCUGUCCGCUGUGCCCACGCCGCUUCCGGGACGCGGGAGAGCUGGCCCAGCACAGCCGUGUGCACUCUGGGGAGCGCCCGUUCCAGUGCCCACACUGCCCGCGCCGCUUUAUGGAGCAGAACACUCUGCAGAAGCAUACGCGCUGGAAGCAUCCAUGAGUUGCGCCGGGACCAGAGUCCCUUGAAUCUCCCAGGCCCCACUAAGUUGCAGGUGGCUUUUAGGGUCCUGGACGCGCGUGCACACACACACAUACACACACCCUGGCCUACUCUUGCAGUGAGUCCUGUCAGGAGGAAGGAAAAGCCAUGGGUUUUGGCUGAGUCUUCACACAGAAUGAAGUCCUCUGGUCUCAUAUUUGGGACAUUCCCGGUAUAGGGCUGACCAAGGGGCAGAUGCUGUGUGUGUGGAAACUCCUGUCCCAGCCCCGUGGCCGGGCACCCUCAGGAACCCUUUUGAUGCACAUGGGCCUGAACAUACGGUACAUCACGUUUGCAGUGGUGCUGAGCACUUUGGAGACAGUGUCAUGGAUGGCUGCCCAACACUAAGUAGGAAGAGCUCAGCUGGCCUGCUGCAGAGUUGGAGGAUGGCCCACCCUGCAGACUUGCGUCUUGUUGGAAGUGUCUUAAAACUUUUUAAAAAACAUCCACUGUAACAUACAUGUUCUAUAUAACAACUGGUAUGCAGAUACACAGUGUAUAUCAAAUUUAACAGUAGUUGCAAGACACCCCAAUUUUUUGACCAUAAUUUUUAAAAACGUAGAGCCCAUCCUACUGUAUUAAAUUCUUCACCCAUGAACCUAUCAUUUGAAAAACACUGAUCUAGGGCAGGUGGCUCCCCCUGGACUUUCGGACCCAGGCUGAAACUUCUCCAAAAAGCAAAGCAGGAGGGCAGCAGGUUGCAGCAGCAGGGGGAGGGGAGCGCACUCAGCUUUGCUCUGUGCUCUCCCAGAUGCAUGUGGCAGAUCAAGGGGUGACAAACGAGUUGAGUUGAGCCUCAAGCUUAAUAAACAUAGGCCUUUUGAUGUC